UAAUUUCCUACCAGGGACAAUAGUUAACUGUCCAGGCAACAAGUCUGGCACACACCGCUGCUUUAACAUUAACUCAACUUUCUCCUGGUUUCGUGCCGAGCUGUUAUCUGUCGCCGUUUGGUUUCCAGCUCACCAAACUUGAACUUUAUGUGAGCAAACGUGAUGUUAUACAAAGGAAAGGUGGUUGCCACUCUGCACAGUUUUUAAGCGGCUCCGGGAGAAACUGAUGUCAGCUAGGUAGAUACAACUAUUGACGAGGAGACGAGGUGGAUGGACAUUAUAAAUCGCCCACAUGCUUUGGAUCAGUUCCCGGACUUGUGAAAGGCAUCUGAAGCAGAAGGUGGGAGACGUGAGCGCACAACCCUUGCAGCCCGGGGGAAGAUGGCGGAGCGUUCCCGCAGGAGGUGGUGAAGCCGAAACUUGGGGACUUCUUGGAUUUAUCGCCAGGCAUCUUAUCUCAGAUCGUAGGACACAUGCAGGCCAAAAAACGGUACUUAACCCUGUUCUCCGCCGGUGCGUGUCUCAUUCUGUUGUUUUGUUUUGGUGGGAUACAAGUCCCGCUGUCCAGACGGGGUCCCAACCGGCGUGAUGACCGCAGCAUCACCGGUUUUCAUCCCGGGGCGCGGUGGCGUCGCUUCCCGGGUUCCCUGCAGCCGUUCAGCUCCUGGGAGCAGGACCGGAGCGAUGAUCACAAUGAACACAUAUCUCCCAGGCAGAAGAGGGACGCCAACUCAGGCGUGUACACCGGCAGGCGCUGCAGAAUGGAUUCCUGCUUUGAUUUCUCCCUGUGUGAGAGGAAUGGAUUUAAAGUUUAUGUCUACCCCCAGCAGAAAGGGGAGAAGAUGUCCGAGAGUUAUCAGAACAUCUUGUCCUCCAUUGAAGGAUCCAGGUUCUAUACACCUGACCCAGGACAGGCAUGCCUGUUUGUCCUGAGUUUGGACACUCUGGACCGGGACCAGCUUUCACCUCAGUAUGUGCACAACUUGAAAGCAAAAAUCCAGAGCCUCCCUCUGUGGAACGGGGGCAAAAACCACAUCAUCUUCAACUUGUACUCUGGCACCUGGCCAGACUACACAGAAGACCUUGGCUUCGACAUCGGCCUGGCCAUGUUGGCAAAAGCCAGUAUCAGCACAGAGAACUUUAGGCCCAACUUUGAUGUUUCCAUCCCCCUUUUCUCUAAGGACCAUCCUAGGACAGGAGGGGAAAGGGGGUACCUGAAACACAACACCAUUCCCCCUUAUAGGAAGUACAUGCUUGUUUUUAAGGGGAAGAGGUAUCUAACCGGGAUAGGCUCAGACACUAGGAACGCUUUAUAUCAUGUUCAUAACUCAGAGGAUGUGGUCCUCCUCACCACCUGUAAGCACGGGAAGGACUGGCAGAAGCACAAGGAUGCACGCUGUGACAAAGACAACGCAGAGUAUGACAAGUACGACUACAGAGAGAUGCUGUACAACUCCACGUUCUGUCUGGUGCCUCGAGGACGACGACUGGGUUCCUUUCGCUUCUUGGAGGCUUUGCAGGCAGCUUGCGUGCCAGUGAUGCUGAGUAAUGGCUGGGAGCUUCCCUUCUCAGAGAUCAUCGACUGGAAUACGGCAGCUGUGAUUGGGGACGAAAGGCUGCUAUUACAGAUCCCCUCAACAGUGCGUUCCAUUCACCAGGAUCAGAUCCUGUCCCUGAGACAGCAGACCCAGUUCCUAUGGGAAGCUUACUUCAACUCUGUGGAGAAGAUAGUACUGACCACACUGGAGAUCAUCCAGGACCGGGUCCUGCCGCACACCUCAAGAAGUAACCUCAUGUGGAACAGUCUUCCUGGAGGCCUUUUCACCCUGCCCCAGUACUCCACAUACCUGGGAGAAUUCCCCUUCUACUACUCUAAGCUGGGUGUUAAGCCCUACCAAAAGUUUACAGCGAUCAUUCAUGUUGUAACCCCACUGGUCUCCCAGUCUCAGCCAGUCAUGAAGCUCCUUGUGGCUGUGGCCAAAUCCCAGUACUGCGCUCAGGUGAUAGUUCUGUGGAACUGUGACAAGCCUCUUCCAGCCAAGCAUCGCUGGCCUCCCACCUCAGUUCCUGUUAUUGUUAUAGAAGGAGAAAGCAAGAUGAUAAGCAGCCGUUUUCUGCCCUACGACACCAUCCCCACUGAUGCUGUACUCAGUCUGGAUGAGGACACCGUGCUCUCCACUACAGAGGUGGACUUUGCCUUCACAGUGUGGCAGAGUUUCCCAGACCGCAUUGUUGGCUACCCAGCCCGCAGCCAUUUCUGGGACAGCAACAAAGAGCGGUGGGGCUACACUUCCAAAUGGACCAACGAUUACUCCAUGGUGCUGACUGGGGCUGCCAUCUAUCACAAAUACUACCACUACUUGUACACCACCUACCUUCCAGACAGUCUGAAGACCAUGGUUGACCAGAUGUCCAACUGUGAGGACAUUCUGAUGAAUUUUCUGGUGUCCUCUGUCUCAAAACUACCACCGAUCAAGGUCACCCAGAAGAAACAAUACAAGGAGACUAUGAUGGGACAGAGCUCCCGUGCGUCUCGCUGGGCUGACCCUGACCAUUUUGCCCAGCGUCAGACCUGCAUGAACAAGUUUGCCAGCUGGUUUGGCACCAUGCCCCUGGUCCACUCUCAGAUGAGGCUGGACCCGGUCCUGUUCAAAGACCAGGUGUCCAUACUGCGGAAGAAGUACAGGGACAUUGAGAGGCUAUAACCCUCCAGAGCCCCCCCGCACCCUGGACACAACAAAGACAGAGCGAGGGGGCGGACGCGUAGAGAAACUCGGAGCCUUUCCAUGAUUGCAUGGAUGGAUCAGUGGUGAAGCAAAUGUGAUUGGGUACAGGAGGGGAGGGUGGAACUAGAACAGACACCACAUUCAUGGUCUCCUCCGUGUUGUCCUCCAUUUUUCCUUUCUACCCUUUCUCUUAUGUGUAUUGGGGGACAGCUGAGCACACAUGUCCCACUAUAUACAGUAUGUCUACCACCAACUGAAGAACACCUUUAAAAACUGCUCGACUUUGAACUGAAGUGGUCAAAGUCAUGUUGAGUUGGAAAUCAUAGCUUGCUGCUUUAGUGUCCCAACAGUGGCAAACCACUCCCAACUCCAACCCGCUGAAAACGACUCUCUGUCUUGCUUUGUACACUCUGCACAGGUUCCUGAAAGUUUUUUGCUGACAGAAUAUUAUCAAUAAGUAUGAUUAUGAAGAGGAUAACACUAUUUUGGAUUGUGUUUAGCUAUUCUUUUUUAUACAGUGAACGAAUGGCCAGCACUACUCUCUCUGUAUUGUCUUAAUUCAAACCAAUAGCAGGGUGGGUGAAGAGAGGAAUACAACAACCCCUCAACCACGGACGUGUCAUGAUUGUUGCUAUUCACAGUGCCUCAAGUUUAUCUAAUGGCGUUGGGUUGUGGGAGUCUGAGGAAAAAGACAUGGUGUGGGAUGAGCACCUUGAUCUUGCUGCUUUCUGUUUUUGUUUUUUUUGUUGUUGUUUUUUUUAAUUGUUAAUUUUCUUCAUAAUUGGUGGAAUUAUGAAUCUUGUAGUAAGUUCUUCAGGUCAGCAUUCACAUUUAUUAUUUGCCAAGUAUAAUAAAAAUGUACUUUUAGUCAAAGAACAUUGCCAUUGUGUGCCAUUCUGAACAUGUUUCCUGGUAAAACAGGACUUACACAACUAGAUUUCUCCAAAUUUGCUGUGUGGGAAUAGACACCCACAGGAAAUGAAAUGAAAUUCUCUAUUUUCUUUUUGGCUUCUUCAUGUCUCAUUCUAAUGGCUUAUAUGACAGGCUAGAAUUGGUACGUGAAUGUGUGCUGGCCUGAAGAACAAUAGGAGAUCAUAAGAAUUGCCUUGGUUAAGGGAGACUGGGCUUGCCAAUUGAGCCAACCAAUGGUCUGUUUGAAAUACAAACCACUGUGAAAAGUAGGGAAUCUUUCUGGGUUUUGUUAGCAGGACAUAUUUAUAUACAGUUAUUGUCUCUAUGCUAUAGACACAAUUUUUAUUUUGUCCAUUGAUAAUUAGGCAGUUAGCAUGCUGACAAGUACUUGACAUGGGCUAACACUGCUUUGUGCUGUAAAAAGGCAUAGGAAAGAAACUGGCACCUUUUGGUGAGAUGUGCUCUAUUAUGUAAUUAUUCUCAUUUGUGGUAUUUCUCCAACCAUAAAUACAUAAUUAGAAGCCUUACAUUUCCAGUAUGUUUGCAGAAUGCCAAUUAGUAUCUCUGAUGAUCAUAGAUUUAAACAGUCAUUCAUCUCUGAGAGAUUCAGAUUGGCAAUGUGCUGUUGUGUUUGGGCCGUGUUCAAGAGGCAAACACCAGGAAAUGUCCAGUUCCCUGUUGAGUAUCUAGGACUGGUAAAAACCAGGAAGCAUUAUAAUUCAGUCUCAUAAAUGACAUCUGUUUUUAUGUAUUAUUCUUCCUGGUCUGACAAAUGCUUCACAUUGUCUGCAAAUCUAUAAUGAAUACCAAGUGUCAGUGGAACAUGAAAUUGGGAUUUUGCAGAUGGAACAAUAGGCUAAUCGAAAUAGUUCCAUUAAUACUCAUGAUUCAUUUUAGUUUUGCCUUGAUGUGUCAUAUCAGGUUAUCUGAAAAUGUCAGUUUAAUUUGAGAAUGUGUCCCUGUGUUUUUAAAUCACUGUGCAUCACCAACGCAAAGUUUCUGUCCACAAAGUAUCCCUGUAAUGCCAGCAACAUUUCUAUAGAAAUCUAACCACACCUGCCCUGACGCCUCCUCUGGUACCUUCAGUUUCAUUUAUACAGAAGAUAAAUUAUGAUUUUCGUAAGCUUAAUCAUUGUGUACCCGUCACCCCAGUAUGUGCCAACAGGAUCAUCUGUGGUUUUGUUUUUAUAUAUUUUUUUUCAUCUGAUUUGAGGAAUAUCGUUCAUUCCCAUAAUUAUUUGGUUCGUUAAAAGUAUAUCCUGUCUGUAUAAGAAAGUCAAAUGUGUGAGAAACAGCUGGGGAAAGGAAGCAAGGUGUGUAUGUGUGAGACACUCAGCAGAGAGGGGUGCUGCAUGGUAUUUUACAUUUCUGAGAAUGUGCUAUCAGCUUGACGGCAAAUAAACAAUCCUAGUAUUACUAAACACAGUGCUAUCAAGACAACUGAAUAUGGUCAUGAACAGAAUCACAUUUCAGAAAUGAGCUUGGUGCAAUAUUUAAGAUGACAUUUUCUCUCUAUCUUUUUGUCUUUCCUUGUGUCGUUUCAGAGGGCAGGGGGUUAUAAAUUGAUGUGCCUUCAGAAGAAAUACACUUUAGGGUUUUCUUUUCUCAUUUGCCUUGUGCGACAGUUCCCUGUUUUCAUUUCAUAGUAGGUAAUUUUUUGUUUUCUUUAUUGAUAUCCAGUAACACGUAAUGGCUCCCUAAAUGACAUUGUUUAACACUGGAAUGCUACUAAGACUUAUCACCACACAUCCAAUACUGACAUUCCUGCCUUUACUGUUGUAGGAACUUUUUUUUUUACAUGCACUGCCUUGUAUUACUAUACUUGAGAGGACCCAUUAGAGGGUCCCUCUUCCUGGUUGUUUCAAGUAUAGUAAUACAUGUAAACA
Larimichthys crocea (large yellow croaker) is the source of this 5524-nucleotide messenger RNA. Its product is annotated as exostosin-1a. The coding region runs from base 474 to 2705 and encodes 743 amino acids. The record is from RefSeq and is a predicted model, not a curated record. Gene Ontology annotation, molecular function: glycosyltransferase activity. The transcript is spliced from 11 exons. Gene Ontology annotation, cellular component: membrane. NCBI's taxonomy places the organism in Eukaryota, Metazoa, Chordata, Actinopteri, Sciaenidae.